GGUCCCUGCCGCACUCCGGCCCGCAUCUCGCCUCGGAAGGCCGCCGUUCAGCAGGUACACACUAGUGAAGAGCAUUUGCAAUCUCCAGCGUGCGUUGCUCUGUCUCUUCCGCCAGGUGCCUCAGGCGUACCGAAAGGAUGCUGCUGUUUGCUCUGCUCGUUCUAAGUCGCAGUACCCUAGGUUUACCUAAUACUGAUUUCGUCACUAUCCCACCUUGGGUAUCCACAGAAAGUCAGCCAAUGACAACCGAUGUACCGGUAACUACAAGAGAGAAAGCUGAUGACUUGGGCAUACGAUUGCCUAGCUCCUUGAAACCACUCCAUUACCUGGUCAAACUCCAACCCUUUAUCAAUGGCAACUUUAGCAUCUUCGGCUAUAUGGAGGUGGAGAUGGAGGUGCUGGAACCGACCUCCAAAAUCAAGCUCCACAUGGCCGACAUCAUCACUAAAAAUGAUACAGUAACGUUGUAUACAGCGGGCCAAACGCCAGGCCGAGAUCUGUGGAUCAAGAAGCACGAGUAUGAUCAUGAUCGUCAGUUUUAUAUCCUCCAUUUGACGAGAGAGCUACAGAAGGGAAGGAAAUACGUGCUCUCCAUGGAGUUCCUUGGCUAUCUCAAUGAUAAGCUGCACGGCUUCUACAGGUCGACCUACAAGGAUAUUGACGGCAACACAAGGAACGUGGCUGCAACACAGUUCCAGCCCACCGACGCCCGUAAAGCCUUUCCUUGCUUCGACGAGCCUGCACUGAAGGCAACCUUUGAAAUUCACCUCGCAAGGGAAUCUUGGAUGACGACCCUCUCCAACAUGCCCAUCGCCGAAACUUUUCCUGUCAUCGGACAAGAGGGUUGGGUGUGGGACCGAUAUGAGAAGAGCGUCCCCAUGUCAACCUACCUCGUCGCCUUCAUCGUGUCGGACUUUGCUCACGUCAGCACCAUAGUGAAUGGCAACGUAUUAUUUCGAGUGUGGGCACGACAAGCAGCGAUAGAUCAGUCAGAGUAUGCGAUGGAGGUGGGCCCCAAGAUCUUGAGUUACUUUGAAGAAUAUUUCAAUCUGCCUUUCCCCCUCCCGAAGGUAGACAUGGUUGCUUUAACCGACUUCUCUGCAAGAGGCAUGGAGAACUGGGGUCUUAUGACUUACAAAACAACAGAAGAAAACUUGGGUGCAUUAGUGGCUGAUAUAAGCAACUUUCAAGAAACGUACCUCCUGUACAACCGGGAAGUGUCAACCCCAGGCGCGAAGACGGCCGUUACGGAGAUAAUAUCACACGAAUUGGCUCAUCAGUGGUUCGGUGAUCUUGUUACCCUUGCGUGGUGGGACGACCUCUGGCUCAACGAGGGAUUUGCAUCCUACAUAAGUUUACUUGGCAUGAAUCAUGCACAGCCAACUUGGAAAAUAAUGGAAACAUCCCUCAUAACAAGACUCCAUGGUGUGCUCGGUCCCGACAGCCUGGAGUCCUCACACAGGAUCAGCAUCAGCGUUGGUCAUCCGGACGAAAUCGCCGAAGUCUUUGAUGUCAUAUCCUAUAACAAAGGAGCGUCUAUCAUCCGGAUGAUGGCCCAUUACCUCACCGAGGGAGCGUUUAGGAAGGGAUUGAACAACUACCUAAACUUAUUCAAGUACAAGAAUGCCGUGCAAGAUAACUUAUGGACUUGCCUGACAAUGGUGGCUCACCAGGAUGGCAUUCUACCUCAGGACGUGACUGUGAAGAUGAUCAUGGACACAUGGACGCUGCAGACGGGCUACCCUGUCAUCAAAGUGAUAAGGAGCCCAGACGGAUCCUCUGCCAUUUUGACACAGGAGCGGUUCCUCCUAGAAAGGAGCGCAAACUCUUCCAACACCACGGGUUACAAGUGGUGGGUGCCGCUGACGUACACGACCCAGAGCGAGGCCAACUUCAACCAGACUCAAGCCAGUCUAUGGAUGAAGGACUCUGAGGAUCACGUCACCGUCUCAUCUCUCCCCCCGAAGGACCAGUGGGUCAUCUUCAACCUACAGGAGACGGGCUACUACAGAGUCAACUACGACGACCACAACUGGAAUCUUAUUAUCCAGCAGUUGAAGAAAGACCAUCAGGUUAUUUGCCCCAUCAACAGGGCGCAGAUAAUCGAUGACGCUAUGAAUCUUGCUAAAGCAGGCCACCUCAGCUACAAGAUCGCCAUCGGUGUGUAUGCCUAUCUACGGAGUGAAGGUGAUUAUCUGCCUUGGGCUACGGGCGUCAACACACUCGAUUACAUAAAGAGGAUGUUCCAAAGUAAAGCCGGACUUGGCGCUCUUAAGCGAUACCUCCUGGAUAUGGUGUUGCCGCUCUAUGAAGCUGUCGGGUUCGAUGACAAGAUAGAGGAUCCUUACUUAGAGCAAAAGAAGAGGAAGAUAGCUGUGCACUGGGCUUGUAAACUGGACCACAAGGACUGUCUCGACAAAGUGCUCAACCUCUACAAGCAAUGGAUGGCAAAUCCAGACAACACAAGCAUUAUUUCACCCAACCUCAAAUGGACGGUGUACUGCAACGCCAUAAAGGAGGGCGGGGAGGCCGAGUGGGACUUCGCGUGGGACCAAUACCUGAGGACCAACGUCGCCAGUGAGAAAACUCUCCUUCUCGCCGCCAUGGCCUGCACUAAAGAAGCCUGGAUCCUGUCUAGGUACCUUGAGAUGGCUAUUAACGACACCAGUGGGAUGAGACUGCAAGAUGUAAGGGUUGUAUUAGCGUACGUCGGUACCAAUGACGUGGGACGCUCCUUGGUCUGGAACUACCUCACACGUAACUGGAACGAUAUCUACACGUUCAAGAAGAGGAGGAAAGGGGAAUUAAUGAAGCAAAUAACGGAAUCCUUCAAUACAAAACAGGAACUUGAAAAGGUCCAGUCGUUUUUGAGGAUGAGGGAGGUGUCCUUGGAAGGGAACCAGAGGAACGUCCAGCAAGUCGAAGAGAAAAUUAGAAACAACAUCGCCUGGAUGGACGCCAACUAUGACGUCAUAGUCCAAUGGCUGGAGGAGAACGGUUACUCCUCGAAACUCAGGGUCGCUUGAUAUCAUCUUCGUCCGUCGCCUUUCUUUACAUUUGUUUGAAGAUCAUCAGGCAUGUACACACACACACACACACACACACACACACACACACACACACACACACAGAGACACACACACACACACACAGACACACACACACACACAGACACA
This is a messenger RNA of Penaeus chinensis, 3176 nucleotides long. RefSeq names its product aminopeptidase N-like. Gene Ontology annotation, cellular component: cytoplasm. The record is from RefSeq and is a predicted model, not a curated record. Gene Ontology annotation, biological process: proteolysis; peptide catabolic process. The coding region runs from base 138 to 3026 and encodes 962 amino acids. Gene Ontology annotation, molecular function: metalloaminopeptidase activity; zinc ion binding; peptide binding. NCBI's taxonomy places the organism in Eukaryota, Metazoa, Arthropoda, Malacostraca, Decapoda, Penaeidae. The transcript has 19 exons.